Messenger RNA from Oncorhynchus gorbuscha (pink salmon), 2342 nucleotides. Its product is annotated as E3 ubiquitin-protein ligase HERC2-like. Bases 606 to 2162 code for a protein of 518 amino acids. Gene Ontology annotation, cellular component: membrane; cytoplasm. The transcript is spliced from 13 exons. Lineage: Eukaryota; Metazoa; Chordata; Actinopteri; Salmoniformes; Salmonidae. The record is from RefSeq and is a predicted model, not a curated record. Gene Ontology annotation, biological process: protein ubiquitination. Gene Ontology annotation, molecular function: ubiquitin protein ligase activity.
GGUGGGGUUCUGGUAGAGGCCUGGUGGGGUUCUGGUAGAGUCCUGGUGGGGUCCUGGUGUAGGCCUGGUAGAGGCCUGGUGGGGUCCUGGUAGGCUACGGUAUGUGACUGUUGUCUGUCUUCCUCCAGUUGUAUGCUACAGGGUACGGUGCGGGGGGGCGGCUGGGUAUUGGAGGAACAGAGUCCGUGUCCACCCCCACUCUGCUGGAGUCCAUCCAGCAUGUGUUCAUCAGGAAGGUGGCGGUGAACAGCGGAGGGAAACACUGUCUAGCCCUGUCCUCUGAGGGAGAGGUCUACUCCUGGGGAGAGGCUGAGGACGGAAAACUGGGACACGGCAACAGGAGCCCGUGUGACCGUCCGCGCGUGAUAGAGUCCCUACGGGGGGUGGAGGUGGUGGAUGUGGCUGCUGGAGGGGCCCACAGUGCCUGCAUCACGGCCAGCGGAGAGCUCUACACCUGGGGCAAGGGACGCUACGGACGCCUGGGGCAAGGAGACUCUGAGGACCAACUCAAACCCAAACUGGUGGAUGCUCUGCAGGGCCACAGGGUGAUAGAUGUGGCGUGUGGUAGUGGUGACGCCCAGACUCUUUGUCUGACUGACGAUGACAUGGUCUGGUCCUGGGGCGAUGGAGACUAUGGCAAGCUUGGGCGGGGCGGCAGCGACGGCUGCAAGGUCCCCAUGAAGAUUGAUUCUCUGACUGGACUGGGAGUGGUGAAGGUUGACUGUGGCUCCCAGUUUUCUGUCUCUCUCACAAAGUCUGGAGCAGUUUACACCUGGGGUAAAGGUGACUACCACCGGCUAGGUCACGGUUCUGAUGACCAUGUACGGCGACCCAGACAGGUCCAGGGCCUGCAGGGGAAGAAGGUCAUUGCCAUAGCAACGGGGUCACUCCACUGUGUCUGCUGCACUGAGGAUGGAGAAGUGUACACAUGGGGUGAUAAUGACGAGGGCCAGCUGGGAGACGGGACCACUAACGCCAUCCAGAGGCCUCGUCUUGUCGCUGCGUUGCAGGGGAAGAAGAUCAACAGGGUGGCCUGUGGCUCUGCCCACACACUGGCCUGGUCCACCUCCAAACCUUCCAAUGGAGGGAAACUUCCUGGUCAGGUGCCCAUGGAAUACAACCACCUCCAGGAGAUUCCCAUCAUGUCUCUGAGGAACAGGCUGCUCCUGCUGCACCACAUAUCGGAGCUCUUCUGUCCCUGUAUCCCCAUGUUUGAUCUGGAGGGCCGGCUGGGGCAGACCGCACACGGACCUGCCCUAGGGUUUAACACACUACGGGGCAUACUCAUCUCACAGGGCAAGGAAGCAGCGUUCCGGAAGGUAGUCCAGGCCACCAUGGUGAGAGACAGACAGCAUGGACCUGUAGUGGAACUCAACAGGAUACAGGUCAAGCGGUCUCGUAGUAAAGGAGGUUUGGCAGGUCCAGACGGGACCAAGUCAGUGUUUGGUCAGAUGUGUGCCAAGAUGAGCUCCUUCAGCCCAGACAGCCUGCUGCUGCCUCACCGCGUCUGGAAGGUCAAGUUUGUGGGUGAGUCUGUGGAUGACUGUGGCGGGGGCUACAGUGAGUCCAUAGCAGAGAUGUGUGAGGAGCUCCAGAACGGUCUGACCCCUCUCCUCAUCGUGACCCCUAAUGGACGAGACGAGUCAGGAGCGAACAGAGACUGUUUCCUGCUCAACCCUGCAGCCAAGUCAGCUCUGCAUAUGAACAUGUUCAGAUUCCUAGGAGUGCUCCUGGGAAUAGCCAUCCGUACCGGAUCCCCUCUCAGUCUCAACCUGGCUGAACCUGUCUGGAAACAGCUGGCUGGGAUGAACCUCACCAUCGCUGACCUUAGUGAGGUGGAUAAAGACUUUAUACCUGGCCUGAUGUACAUCAGAGACAACGAGGCCACGGCUGAGGAGUUUGAGGGCAUGACUCUCCCCUUCACAGUCCCUAACGCCAGCGGACAGGAUAUCCAGCUCAGCUCUAAAUACUCCCACAUCACCCUGGAGAACAGGGCCGAGUAUGUCCGCCUCGCCAUCAACUACAGGCUCCAUGAGUUUGAUGAGCAGGUGUCAGCUGUGAGGGAAGGGAUGGCUCGGGUCGUACCUGUCCCUCUGCUCUCCCUCUUCACAGGAUAUGAGCUAGAGACAAUGGUAAGUACAAACAGAACUAGUUUACAGUGAAGCGGGGUAGAUACUGUUGAAUGAUCCCACAGUUUUAUUGUGCAACAUUCUGAUCCGCUUGUAUUCCACAGGCAUUAAUAGCAUCUAGAAUACUAUUUGGCUUCAUUGAAGGCUAUAUGGAACUCUGUCAUGUUGUCUCGCUCUCUGUCUCUCUAUCUCUUUCAGUGUCUGUCUCUCUGU